AUGGAUAACCGCGGCUCGUUCUUCUUCUUCUUGCUAGUUUUCUACUUUCUCCUCAGUUCACAAUCGCGACCUCCGCUGGUCGAUGAAGGCCGACUGCGUCAACGGGAGCUUGAUCGAGAGCAGCGUGCGAUCCGACUCUUGAACGAGUCACAUUAUGGCGACUUCAAUCCCGUCGCCGAUCAUUGGGUUCCUAUCCCAGGGUUACGAAAGAACGAUACAUAUGCCUGGGACCUUUUCCCCAAGGCCCAAAGCCGUGCUCACGGCUCCAACACAUCAUCCUCGUUGAAUCUGACCAAGCUGUCCCUCCCGGUUUACCGCAAUGCCACUGGUAAAUUACGUGGAGGCUGGGUUCGUCGGUCAGAUGUACAGCGCGCCAUACCUUUGAACAUAACCGCCAUCGCGGAGGAACAUGAAUACUUCACUCAUGAUUUCGGCUUGAACAUAACAGGUAGCGAGGGGACAUUCUAUUUCGAUUUGGAGGAAGGACCUGGGCAAGAAUUACGUAUUGGAGAUGGACUUGCGCGUGAGAUCAGAGCGAGUUGGACGAUAGAGAGUGACGACUUCUGGGGAAGUAUUUGGCGUUCCGAACUAUUCGGCGUCCAUUUUCCAGAGAAUGGCGCGAUUAUCCUAAGCACAUCAAGUGAGAAGUUUGGCGGUAUAUUCUCUUUGCCUCAUCUUGCACUCUCAGCCGACAGUUACGAGUUGUCUCAUCAUCUCCUACUGAAAUCGCUCUCCGAUACAAUGCUCGAAAAGCCAAACCGACCUCCAACCCUAUUACCUUGGGCAUCUUUGGCAGGCACUGAACAAAUGGAAUUUGCUGCGCCAAAAUGCGAACAUGUCAUAUUUCUGCAACAACAUCCCCUCGUCGUUGACGGUCAUUUGGCGGAUCGAAUGACGGUCGAUUGGAUAGAAAGGGAAUUAAGGUACCCGAUGGGAGCACCCAUUCCACACCCACCUCUUAUGACCAUGUCUGCCGUGGUUUUCUCUCCAGAUUGUGGAUACAUUCUCGAAUCCAAGGGGGCCCCCGAAUAUCCACCCUCAGAUGCGCUAUAUCUGUCAGGGCCAAAGAAUGAAGAGUACAGUAAAGCUGCCUCUUGUCUCAUAUUUGUCGUUUGGGGGGUUUUUGUCGCACAGAUCAGUCUCCUGCUACGUCAGAUUAAAGAGGCGUCGACACCUUCCACCCGAAGUCGGGUCAGCUUUUAUACCAUUGCAUUAAUGGCGUUUGGAGAUUCUUUCGUCAUGCUAUUCAUUGUUGCGCAGCUCUUUGAAGCUAUUUCCUACUUGGUUAUUGCGACUGCCUCAUUCUUGGUCUUCCUUUCUGUCAGUUAUAUUGGCAUGAAAUUCAUGAUGGAAAUUUGGGCCGUUCAGGAACCCGAACGGCGUGAAGAACGACCAGUGAAUCCACCGACCCCUGUCACCCGCCCUGGAACGCUUCCCCUCCCCGCAACUUCUCUAGUGCGAGACUCUGGCGCUACACCGAUUAUUUUGCCUCCUGACCAAGAUGCACCCGACGAUGAAAUGGAGCCAGAGCCGGCACCAGCUAACCGAACCGCUCCUGCUACGCCACGACAGGUGCGCGCCGAUGUGGGCGCCAUGUAUGGGCGAUUUUAUUUCGCACUUUUCGGUAUACUUAUUCUAUCGGUUUGGGUCUUCCUCCUUCCCACGCUCAUGGGUGCAAUCUAUUGUCGCCUUUUGUCAACCGUUUACCUGUCAUUCUGGGUUCCCCAAAUUUACCGCAAUGUGAUGCGCAACUGUCGCAAGGCACUCCGGUGGGAAUUUGUUGUUGGUCAGAGCAUUCUCCGACUAAUCCCUUUCCUCUACUUCCUCACGGCUCGUGGGAAUGUGCUAUUCAUCCAAACGGAGUGGACUACCGCAUUUGCGUUGGCUGGAUGGGUGUGGGUCCAAGCCUGGAUAUUGGCCAGCCAGGAUAUAUUGGGCCCGCGCUUCUUUGUCCCACGGGGCUGGGCGCCACCCGCAUAUGAUUAUCACCCCACGUUGCGGGAGAACGCCUGGCCCGAUGAUGACCUUGAGGCAGGUGGCAAUCUCUCGAUCGAAUCUCUCCGAGCCGAUAAACAAGAUGUGGUCGACUCUAAAGAUGAUGACAAGCAAUGGUCUAAAGAUCGGAAGCGAGUGAUGUUUGACUGUGCAAUUUGCAUGCAGGAUAUCGAGGUUCCUAUUCUUCCCGGGCCCACUUCUGCAGGUGGAAGUAGUGUGACUGAUGGGGCUGCGAGCAUUUUGAGUCGUCGCCAAUACAUGGUGACUCCUUGCCGGCAUAUCUUCCACACUGCCUGCCUAGAGAGUUGGAUGAGGCUUCGUCUGCAAUGUCCGAUCUGCCGUGACACCAUCCCCCCCGUGUAA
Penicillium cosmopolitanum is the source of this 2358-nucleotide messenger RNA. RefSeq names its product ubiquitin-protein ligase dscA (gene dscA). The transcript is spliced from 2 exons. Bases 1 to 2358 code for a protein of 785 amino acids. The record is from RefSeq and is a predicted model, not a curated record. NCBI's taxonomy places the organism in Eukaryota, Fungi, Ascomycota, Eurotiomycetes, Eurotiales, Aspergillaceae.